Molecule: messenger RNA, 3396 nt
Organism: Anarrhichthys ocellatus (wolf-eel)
Lineage: Eukaryota; Metazoa; Chordata; Actinopteri; Perciformes; Anarhichadidae
Gene: dmap1
Product: DNA methyltransferase 1 associated protein 1
Exons: 10
Coding region: 341-1795 (484 amino acids)
Biological process (GO): negative regulation of transcription by RNA polymerase II; chromatin remodeling; DNA repair
Cellular component (GO): nucleus; NuA4 histone acetyltransferase complex; Swr1 complex
Molecular function (GO): transcription corepressor activity
Source: RefSeq, a predicted model, not a curated record
AGCGACAUCAGCGGAGACGGAAGUAAUGUUGGUUUAACGUUAGUUGCUAGCUACUCGCCUAGCCUUAACAAUAGCUUGUGAAUAUUUUCUUACUGUAUCUAUAAUUUUCAUACAUAGUGGAAAAGUUCACUGUAUUAUUACGAGAACGUAUCUUACGAAAUAGUUACUUGGCUGUUUACGGCUCUGUGUGAAGUGAACGUAGCUUGGAAAUGCCAACGUUAGCGUUAGCCUUUAGCUAGGAGCGUAUUCGCUGGACAGUACCGCUUAACUGGGUGAGCGCAAGUGAAUGAAUAAACAGUAUUUACGUUGUGAGAAGUGUUGAUUAACAACAGCAUAAGUCAUGGGUACUGGUGCUGAUGUCAGGGAUAUUCUGGAGUUGACUGGAGGAGAGAAUGACGGCCCCAUCAGCAAGAAAGAUCUCAUCAACUCAGACAAGAAAAAAUCCAAGAAGACAACGGAAACGCUGACUUUCAAGAGACCCGAGGGAAUGCACCGAGAGGUCUAUGCUCUGCUCUAUUCAGAUAAAAAAGAUGCACCCCCUUUGCUGCCUAGUGAUACUACUCAGGGCUACAGGACAGUCAAAGCCAAGCUGGGCUGUAAAAAGGUGCGUCCCUGGAAGUGGAUGCCCUUUACCAAUCCAGCUCGCAGGGAUGGGGCUGUUUUCCACCACUGGAGACGCGUGGCAGAGGAGGGCAAGGAUUACCCGUUUGCCCGCUUCAACAAGACUGUGCAGGUGCCAGUGUACUCUGAGCAGGAAUAUCAGAUGCAUCUCCACGACGAUGGCUGGACUAAAGCAGAGACGGACCACCUGUUUGACUUGUCCAAGCGCUUUGACCUGCGCUUCGUAGUUGUUCACGACCGUUACGACCACCAGCAAUACAGAAAACGUUCUGUGGAGGACCUGAAAGAACGGUAUUAUAGUAUUUGUGGUAAGCUGACCAAGGUCCGUGCAGCUUCAGGGACGGAGCCCAAGAUCUACAUCUUUGAUGCCGGCCAUGAAAGGCGCCGUAAAGAGCAACUGGACAAGCUCUUUAAUCGCACACCUGAACAAGUGGCAGAAGAGGAAUAUCUUAUUCAGGAGCUAAGGAAGAUUGAAACUAGGAAGAGAGAGCGUGAGAAGAAGGCCCAGGAUCUGCAGAAACUCAUUAAAGCGGCUGACACAACCACAGAGUUAAGACGAGCGGAAAAGAGAGUUUCCAAGAAGAAGCUCCCACAAAAGAGAGAAACGGAGAAACCGGCCGUUCCAGAAACAGCAGGCAUCAAGUUCCCAGACUUCAAAUCAGCCGGCGUCACACUGCGCAGUCAGAGGAUGAAACUGCCGAGCUCGGUAGGCCAGAAGAAGAUCAAGGCCAUUGAGCAGAUUCUGCUGGAGCAAGGAGUGGAUCUUAACCCCAUGCCCACAGAGGAGAUCGUUCAGAUGUUCAACGAGCUGCGUAGCGACCUGGUGCUGCUGUAUGAGCUGAAGCAGGCCCACAGCAACUGUGAAUACGAACAACAGAUGCUGCGGCAUCGCUAUGAGGCCCUGCUGAAGGCCGGCAGUGGAGGCAUGUUGGGUGGACCUAUAGGAGGCGGGACAGCCGCUGCAACACAGGGUGGAGAACUCAAUGCCACGAACAGCACCACGGCAUCCACCCCAGUGUGCGAAGCGCCAUCCUGGCCCAGUGCAGACGACAUCAAGGUGGAAGCCAAGGAGCAAAUCAUUGACGUUGUAGGAGCACCACUUACCCCCAACUCACGCAAACGGAGAGAGUCGGCGUCCAGCUCGUCUUCAGUGAAAAAGGUGAAGAAGCCUUGAUGAGGACGAGAGCACCAGCUGUUACACGGUGGAGGACAUGGGGCCGCGUACAUUACUGUGGUCACAGUGAAGACACAAGUUUUAUGGUUGGACAAGUGGGACACGGGGGAGCAGGAAACUACAUCGCUGUUCAUUUACGUAGAAGCACCACUGACUACACACACACACACACACACAACUUUUCUCCAGCCCCCUCCCCGUCUGGCCUGCCCAGCAUCUUUGUGACAAAGGCAACAACUGAGUGACAUUUCAUUCCAUUACUGCUCGUCUCCCGGCCUCCACCAUCGCUCAGCCUUAGAUGAGGCAAGAUCAACUGUAAAUUGCCAGGCUGAGCUAAUCGAGGACAUGGGGAAGAAGGUGGGAAUGACUGGGUAAUUGAAAUGAAUUGGAAUGAAAGAAGAGGAGACUUUGGGAGUGGGAGGACCUCGAGCUGCAGAGCUCUUUUGACCCAUCUUGAGUUUAUUUUUUUUUGCAACCUAAUCAUGCCAUAGUGUUUACUGGAAAUGUGUUUUUGUGUUGGCCUUUAGUAGCUCCCCCUGACCCAGAGUGCUGAUAGACGCCGGUUCCAUCUGCUGCCCGUCGUUUGUGUUGGUCUAGUGAGGCUGAUUUGUGUUGUUUGUCCUCAGGUGACUUUGAAGAUGGUUCAGUCAAUGAUUCAAUAAACCUCAUUGUUUUUGUUUUUUUUCCUUCUGCGUCUUAUGCAUAUUUAUGCCACAGUGGUCCCUUUUCACAUUUCAAGCGUCUUGUCGCUGCUUCUCAGAUCAUAUUUUAACGUGGAGGUAAUUAGUGUUGAAUACACAUUUGCCGGGGAAAUUGUAGGAUCAUGACAUUCUUACCUUACCUGUCAUCUAAUUUAAGUGACACGUAAUAACUUCAUUAAUAUGAUAAUUAAGCAGUGAUCGUUCUUAGGUUGGCACAGCAACUGAAACUUCAUUAGGUUCCCUGCCCAUAUUAUUGCUAAUUGCAUGUCAAUUAUGUCGUUAAGCCUGCUUAGACAUUCAUUUCUAUGCAAAUUUAGCCAAGAAGAGGGGAGUAUCUCGGCCUACUGGGUGUAUUUAUAGAUGUAGACUCUUAAAAAAAUCAAAUAUUUCAGGUACUGCAACCUGCAUACAAACUUUACUUCAAAUUUCUCUCUGACAUUUUUUGUCUCUUUUUAUGGUCCGCAUCUCUAUAACCAAAAAACAUUCAGUGUUCACUGGUUUUAAGAUUACAAAUGAAGGUUUAAAGGGAUUAUCUUAUCUUAAAAUACAAGUGUAAUUAUGUUGAUUUGGAAAAAGACAUAAAAUAACAACUUUUUAAAAACCUUUGUUUCAUCUUGAUCCCUUCAGAUGCGUCUUUCUUAACUGUCACAGGUGAAAACGCCACAAUUAAAACCUCUUCAUUUCUAUCUUUAAUACGCUCUAAGGUUACAGGAGUAAACCCAUCCACACACUGGGGGCGGUUUGAUUGAGAGAGAGAGGAAAAGAGUGAGAGAAGGCAAGUAAACAUGGGUAAAAUGGAUUCUCCGUGUCUAUAUUUCAUGUUGAAAAUUGGCUCAUAAAUCCAGGGGUAUGAUCUAUGGAACCCGUCGUUGCUUGAAAAAACCUCCGUAAAUGUGUAAU